UUUUGUAAUUUUAAAACGUCAAAAUCGGUCCUGGACUUCGAGUAUUGUAUAUUUUUUUAUUUAGUUUUCUUUUAAUUUCAAAUGCGAAACCAGUAAUCGGGCGUUGAAUAAAAGAAUCGAUUUAAUACUAAAAGACCCAUAAUGGGUUUACCGAACACGCAAAUACCGAGCGACAAGCUUCCGGAAUGCUGGUCAGACGAUGUUCGUAUGAAUGCAUUAUUUGCACCAUUCAGGAUUAAAACUGCUAACCCUGAGUCUUGGGACAUGAAGAUGAAGUUCUGGUCCGAGAUGGUGCGCCAAUGGUGUCGUCAUAGAACAGAUCCUGUGAUCUCUGCAGCUGAUAUAAAGUUUGCUUUUCAAAGGAAAGGCCGUACACCAGCCUGCAUAGACAUUGUUAUUGAAGAGAUGUAUAGAAAUAAUGAAUUAUCACCCAUAUCUAAGUACCUACAAAUAUUACACAACGGUCCCGAAGGCUGGGCUAUGUGGGGUGCAAGGAUAGCGUUCAAGCCAGCAGUGUUUGCUGUCUCCACUGUCCUAUCAUUAUUACCAACACGACCGCAACUAGAUAGUGAUGGACUGCCCAAAGCGAGUAUAGAAUCGACACAGAGAUUUGUACUAGAAAGUGCUGUUAAGGAACAAGCGACAGAAUUCCUUGAUAAUUUUCCACCAGGAGAACAAAGACUAGGAACUAUCGACGAGUUAAUAAAAGCCUCCCAAUGGGGUGGUAGUCGGGAGACAUUGGAGAUAUUACUAGGCUAUCUAGUGUCGCAGGGGGCUGCGGUGAAGAAAGGGGAUGUUGUUAAAAUAGCGGAGCCCAAUAAAAAAGUAACCCCAGUGACGGAGACAGAUGAAGCCUUAGUUAAGUUGACGUCAGCGGAGGCUCGACUUGAAGCUGACUUAGACAAACUUACAAAGGAACUUAAUUCAGCUGAUUCGGAUGCAAGAGCAGCACUUAAGUUGGGCAACAGACUCGCUGCCAAAAAUCACCUACGUCGCAAACAUAAAAUAUCCACACGAGUGCAGCGCUGCGACGCGGCGCUCGAUAAUGUGAGGCAACUUUUACAGCAAAUGAGGGAAGUCGACUCUAACACUGCUAUUGUGGACACAUACAGAACAAGUUCCCAAGCUAUGAAGCGUACGAUGAAGGAGGGUGGACUGGAAGAAGACUCAGUUUUCGAUACUAUGGAUGAAUUGAAAGAAGUGUUGGAAUCUUACAACGAAGUGGAGAAAGCAUUAGGUACUACUCUCGAUGACAUCGAUACUGCAGAAUUAGAGCAGGAGUUGAAGGAACUGCUGGAUACACCAGCUCCGCCUGGUGGGGGAACUCCAGCUGACCAGAGGAGGGAGAAAGGUCAGAGAAAAGAAUCUGAACGUGACUUUGUGUUUGACGGAGAAGAGAGGAUGUUAGCGGAGUUGGAUAAGCUCAGUCUAGAAGAUACUACGCCUAAGAAGAUGGACAGGAAACCGGUGGCAGUUACUGAAACUGCUGAUAAUGGUAUUUCAAUACCAAAAAGCACGAAACCCUCAAAGCCUUGGUAUCCACCGACCGGAGACUGUCUGAGAGCGGACACCGCGUGGUCCGAGAGCGGAGUAGACGCGAGUCUGAAACGACUUAGUGAAGGUUUUGGGGAACUGAGGAUGGAUCAGAGGUUACAUCCAGGUCAACCUUUAGAUAUGGACUUGAGGAGUCCAGCACGUCAUUACGUGUCAGACUUCCAGGUGCGCGACCACAAGCCGGCCCCGGCUGGAGUCUGGCUGUACAACCACGAGGACACCAGCUCCGAGCUCGCCGCCAGCACAGAGUACAUCAGCACGGAAAGUCCAGGUAAGACAGGUAGCAACUUCUUAAUGGCUCCCGGCGAGGGUAGGAGGAAACAGGAACCCUGGCGCACUGAUGAGGAGACCAUCGAAGACCUGCAGACCAGGCUCAACAGGCUACGAGGCUUCAAUAUGUAGAAUAAAUAACAAAUAAGUAUGUAUUUAAGAAAUCAGUUUUCUGCCUACCCCAUUAUUAUAUUUGUAUGUAUAAUUUUUUAUAGAAUUGUAUAAAAAUUAUUAUCUUUGGAAAUUUGGAUGUUUCGAUGUUUUUUUGUUAGUGAAAAUUAACGUUAAUUUUUUUUCGUAGAAUAAAAAUUAGUUUUAUGACUAAACUAAAUCUGAGUGUCCUGGAAUAUCUAAAAAUAAUAAUUUUGCUUGUAUUGACAUUUGAUAUUAUUUGACUAAAUGGACUAACUUAUUUGACCCGGUGGAUAUUAUGGUAAAACACAAUCAUACUAUUAAAAAUGCGAAAUUUAAGAUAAAUACUAUAUUCAAAUCAUCUGAAAAACUUCGAUAUAAAUCAUAUGUAGAGCAAUCUGUAAAAAAAAAAAUUAUUCCGUAUAGACGAAGUCGCGGGCAAAGCUCAUACCAGACAAUGUAAUUUAGAAGAUCCUUUUGUACUAUUCUAAUAUUAUAAAACUGAAAGAUUUGUAUUUUUGUAUGUAUUGAAAUAACUCAAAAACACUAAUCAAUAUUAAAAAAAAAUCACUAUUAAAAAGUUACGCUAUCAGUAACAGGCUAUUUUUUUGUCACGCGGCCGAAGUCAUAAGCAAAAAUUAGUGUUAUACUAUUUUGUAUAGCUACAUAAGUUUUGCGUAUUUUCUUAAUUAAACUAUGUUUUUCUUACAUGCACCAAUAGCUUAAUAGUUAGGUAUGGAUCACGUGGUUGAGGAUUCGAAUCCCGCCAUUCUUUUUUCUAUACAAGCUUUGAGUAACGAAAAUAUCAAAAAUAAAUCUCACCGACCAAGAUUAGUUGUCGCACUAUGUUAAAAAAUUACGAAAAUAUAAAUAAAUAAAAAAAAAUCUGCUGCUAUUUAUAAAAAAAUCAAAAAAAAACCUCACCGGGUCAAAUAAGUUCGUCGCACUUUAGAAAUCUAAUUAUGUGACAAAAUAUUGUAUAUAGUUUUAAAAUAUAAAUAAAUAUCAUAAAAAAUAUUAAUAUUAAAUAAUA
Papilio polytes (common Mormon) is the source of this 2989-nucleotide messenger RNA. Its product is annotated as charged multivesicular body protein 7. Lineage: Eukaryota; Metazoa; Arthropoda; Insecta; Lepidoptera; Papilionidae. The transcript is spliced from 11 exons. The record is from RefSeq and is a predicted model, not a curated record. Gene Ontology annotation, cellular component: cytoplasmic side of plasma membrane; ESCRT III complex; multivesicular body. Gene Ontology annotation, biological process: late endosome to vacuole transport via multivesicular body sorting pathway; vesicle budding from membrane. Bases 142 to 1956 code for a protein of 604 amino acids.